This is a messenger RNA of Tinamus guttatus (white-throated tinamou), 564 nucleotides long. The record is from RefSeq and is a predicted model, not a curated record. NCBI's taxonomy places the organism in Eukaryota, Metazoa, Chordata, Aves, Tinamiformes, Tinamidae.
UCGGAUGGGACUAUCCUGGCUAUCGCGUUGCUGAUCCUCUUCCUCCUGCUGGCCCUGGCCCUUCUCUGGUGGUUCUGGCCUCUCUGCUGCACAGUGAUCAUCAAGGAGCCGCCGCCGCCGCCCGCGGAGGACAGCGAGGAGGAAGACGAUGACGGCCUUCCAAAGAAGAAGUGGCCAACAGUAGAUGCUUCUUACUAUGGUGGCCGAGGAGUUGGUGGCAUCAAGCGGAUGGAGGUGCGCUGGGGUGAAAAGGGCUCCACGGAAGAAGGUGCUAAGCUGGAGAAAGCCAAGAACGCCCGAGUCAAGAUGCCAGAGCAGGAAUACGAGUUCCCCGAGCCCAGGAAUCUUGGGAACAACAUGCGCAGGCCCUCCUCUCCUCGGAAGUGGUACUCUCCAAUCAAGGGGAAAUUGGAUGCUCUCUGGGUCUUGCUGCGGAAAGGCUACGACCGAGUGUCCGUGAUGCGCCCGCAGCCAGGAGACAAGGGGAAAUUGGAUGCUCUCUGGGUCUUGCUGCGGAAAGGCUACGACCGAGUGUCCGUGAUGCGCCCGCAGCCAGGAGACAAG